This is a messenger RNA of Morchella importuna, 933 nucleotides long. RefSeq lists its product as uncharacterized. Bases 1 to 933 code for a protein of 310 amino acids. The transcript is spliced from 2 exons. NCBI's taxonomy places the organism in Eukaryota, Fungi, Ascomycota, Pezizomycetes, Pezizales, Morchellaceae. Gene Ontology annotation, molecular function: nucleic acid binding; tRNA-intron lyase activity. The record is from RefSeq and is a predicted model, not a curated record. Gene Ontology annotation, biological process: tRNA splicing, via endonucleolytic cleavage and ligation; tRNA-type intron splice site recognition and cleavage. Gene Ontology annotation, cellular component: tRNA-intron endonuclease complex.
AUGGCAUCUCAGUGGGGCGUUGUGGAGCCAUUUCCAAUCUACCUUGUCAAGAGUCGUUAUUUCUUGUACGAUGCUAAUGUUGUCUCCCACGUCCGAGCAUCUCACCGCAUGUGCGGCUGUCUCACUGGAACCCUCCCUCAAAUUCCCCAACAAAAUGUUUUCCUCGGGCUCCCCCUUGAGCUCAUGACCGAAGAGGCUGCCCUGCUCGUCGAGAAAGGUGCUGGCUAUAUUGUUAAUGAUAUACAGGCACACUCACAGGGACUCAAAUCCAUGCUCGAAGCCGACAAGGCCGCAUACCUCGAAGCGCGCGAGGCAGAGUCGAUACGUGAGAUGCAAGCCCUUCAAAAAGCGGCCGAAGAGCGAAGGAAGGCUUUCAGAACCCCCAAGCCAGCUUCUUUGAAGGAUAACGAUGGCGAGGAGGAAGAAACUGGAGAGGAAGGAAAGAUCAGAGAUGGAGAGGAAGACAAAGUGGGAGCCACUGUGUUUGAGACAGACACUGCAAAAACGAAGCUUUCAAACGCUGUAGACCCCGCCCCACCUUCAACACUUCGCUACUAUCCUGUUCCGGCCACUUCCGAAGCUCUCUAUCAUGCUCUACCCACCUCGCCCGGGCUCCUAGAGGCUAGAGUGCUGGAGCCAGCGCCAUCGGAGACCUCGUACCCGCUUUACAAACACCUUCACGAGCACAACUACUUCCUCUCUCCAGGGCUUCGGUUCGGAUGUCAGUUCAUGGCAUAUCCGGGGGACCCGUUGCGGUUUCACUCUCACUUUGUUGUGACGGGACUAGGAUGGGAUGAGGAGAUAGAGAUGCGGGAUGUUGUGGGUGGUGGAAGGUUAGGGACAGGUGUAAAGAAAGCGUGGAUGGUGGGAGGCGAGAAUAAGGACAAACCUGGCGAGGUGAGAACAUUUUGUGUUGAGUGGGGCGGGUUUUAA